Molecule: messenger RNA, 1007 nt
Organism: Didymella exigua CBS 183.55
Lineage: Eukaryota; Fungi; Ascomycota; Dothideomycetes; Pleosporales; Didymellaceae
Exons: 2
Coding region: 223-558 (111 amino acids)
Biological process (GO): autophagosome assembly; protein folding in endoplasmic reticulum
Cellular component (GO): endoplasmic reticulum; EMC complex; membrane
Source: RefSeq, a predicted model, not a curated record
AACGGCAUCACCAGCGUCAUCAACCAACAGCCUAUCACAAGCCAGCCUGUGACUGUAGCUUCGAGGCAUUCGCAUACCACCGCCGACAUCGAGACAAGACAUCUCCAGCAGACCAAAAGAUUGACCGCCUUGCGCCGCGCCGUUCCAUCGAUACCCAGGCCACCGGCGCACCUCUACGAACCCACACACAUCACAUCACUUAGCCACUCGCACGUACCAACAAUGGCAACCGCAGACGAGCGCGAGCUCCAAAUCAACCCCAUCGUCGCCACAAGCGUGCAGCACAACACCCAGGUCACAUCCAACAUCCGCAACCUCACAGCCUCGCUCUUCGGCGUAGCUGCCGGCACCCUCGGCCUCGAAUCGUACCCGGGCUUCAUCUUCUACCUGGUCGCCAGCUUCGUCGUGAGCGCGCUGCUUUUUGUGCUGAAGGCUGAGGGGCAGCCCGGGAAAUAUUACUACAAGCCGCUCGGAGACAUGUGGCUGGGGGAUGUGUUUGGCGGGCUGAGUGGGUUUGUGCUGACGUGGACGCUGUUCUAUGGGUUGGUGAGGGCCUGAGGCAGAGAGAGGAACUAAGGACCAACACGACGGACAAGAGACGAGGGCCAACACGACGCAUCGUAUGGGAUAGCUGGCAGAUUCACCAGCUGUCUAGCAGAUGGCUGUGAACGUCCAUGAACGCCUGGAGCCUUCGCUUCUGCUGGCUGCAGUCGCAGCAGUUCGAAUGUAAUCUACGAGGCUCAAAAUCACUGCUGUGAGGUCGAAAACGCGACCAGGCGUAAUUGAAAGUCAUUGCGAUUCACAUCACAGCUCAAAGACACGUGCAGUAGUUUUUGAGAUUGAAAUUGCGUGCGUCAUCGAGCGAAGAGAGAUUUAUAGUAAUCUUACAAGUUGAAAUACUCGAACACGUCAAGAAUGGAUCGCAGGCUUCGAGUUCACGGACGCGUCACGCGAAAGGCCGACGAGAUACCGAACUCAAGGCAUAAUCGUAAGAUGAUACCUGUAUC